Molecule: messenger RNA, 4519 nt
Organism: Liolophura sinensis
Lineage: Eukaryota; Metazoa; Mollusca; Polyplacophora; Chitonida; Chitonidae
Product: ras-related protein Rab-24-like
Exons: 8
Coding region: 433-1053 (206 amino acids)
Molecular function (GO): GTP binding; GTPase activity
Source: RefSeq, a predicted model, not a curated record
UUCACGCAAAGUAAUGUUAUUUUUGUAGAGGUGGAUGCAAGUGUGACGUGCAAGAGGAGCAGGAAAAUACUUGCCGAAACGAUCUAGCAACAACAACGAUUGACACGUACAGUUAUCGUUGCUGAGUGUUGUGUCUAGUUGUAGAAAAGAAUGACGCAUUGAAAGUGGAAGUUACAGAGUUAGUCGUCCUACUCAUUCAUUGCAAGUUAAGAAUUUGAUAUAGAUGGUGGACUACAUCUUUGAAGAGUGGAAACUACACCGGGCCAGGAAAGCUGUUUUGAAGCAUAUCCCAUGUUAGCACUCAGGUCAAAUGUGCUGUAGAUAUGAACCUUCAGUGUAUUUCAAAGAUUCACACAUCUGAAGUAAUCAUAGAUCUGAUAUUGUUUAUGUAGAAGAGAACUGUUUUGAGCCCACUAUCAGUAUUAUUAAAGUAUGAGUGGCAGUAAAAUUGACCUGAAAGUUGUGCUUUUGGGAAAGUCAUAUGCUGGGAAAACCAGCUUGGUGGAGCGAUUUAUUCAUGGCAGAUUCAGUGGAGAUGUUGUACCCUAUCAAAAUACUAUUGGAGCUGCGUUUGGAGCGAAAAAAAUUGUUAUUGGAAAAACACCUGUUGUACUUGGCAUCUGGGACACAGCAGGAAGUGAGCGAUAUGAGGCGAUGAGCAGAAUUUACUACAGGGGAGCCAAGGCUGCCAUUGUGUGUUACGACUUGGCAGAUGGCACCAGUUUUGAUCGGGCAAAGUUCUGGAUAAAUGAACUUCAGCAGAAUGAAGAGGCCUGUAAAGUGUACUUGUGUGGCACAAAGAAGGAUAUUAUAGACACAAACCGAUCAGCUAGAGAGGUAGAUUAUCACACUACAACUGACUACGCUGAUGAAAUUUCAGCAGACAUUUUUGAAACAUCCAGCAAGAGUGGAGAGAAUAUAGAGGAACUUUUUGCUAAGAUUGCAGAGGAUUAUUUAGCCAAACAAGCAGAGUUGAAACGAACAAAAGGAUCAACAGAUUCCAUAAAAGUGGGCCCAGAGAUGCAGAAGGGGAGCUCAUGCUGCCCCAGAUGAUGACUUACACCCUGAUAUCACAUGUAUACUCUGUCGUUUUAACACUUAAGUGAUAUCUGAUUUGAUGACUUACACCCUGAUAUCACAUGUAUACCCUGUCGUUUUAACACUUAAGUGAUGUCUGAUUACGCUGAUGUAAAGGAAGUUUUAACUGUGAUUGGCUUGUGUAGCUGUGUAAAGGACGCUUUUUUUUCUCUUUUUAUCAUGCACAAAGGCUUUAUUAUUCAUAUUGAUUCAUGUACAUCAUAACAUGUGUAUGCGUUUGCUGUGAUCCCAAGACAAAGCAGUUAUGGCAUGCGUGCUGAUUUUGAAUCAUUGUAAUCAUUUUAUUGAUUGAAUGAAUAUCAGAUAUAUCAGAUAUGGCUAUAUGGAGUAGAGCUAACUUAUUAUGCUUACAUGUGAAAUUAGUAUAUGCACAUGUAAGGGGGACAAUAAGUUCAAUGGUUAUAUCACAGAUGUUCUGGAAACGUAGGUAUGAAAUGUCUGACGAAAGCACCUUAUUAUCAAAACUGAAUAUUUAAUCUGAGGGCAUGGUAACUACAACAGUACAGGUAUUAACAAGAUGAAGACAAUAUACCGCUUUAAUGCUGACAUCACUUGUCAACAACCUGAGCUUUAAGGUACCUAAGGUGAUUGGUGUGAUUGUUGGUGUGAAAGCAGUAUGCAUUUGAGAUCACUGCAACAAGGUUACAAGCUUACAAUACCAGGGCAAGGUUUCAGACCUCUUUGGUUUUUGAGAUGAAGCCCUUUCAAGCCGAGUAUAGGUAAAUUUCUUUCUAUUUGUUGGCCAUAAAUGAAGGAAAUCCAAAUGAUUGAAAAUAGUAUGGCAUUCAUUUAGUUUCAUAAACAAGCUUAACCUUCGAAUGUGACCAAGCAAAUGUGGGAUCGUGCAAUUCAAAGUAUGAACCAUUUAGUAUAUGACUUGAAUCUUCAUGCAUGGGGGGAAAAGAAAGAAAGAUGGCCAUGGAAAUUAUCUGAUCAGGCUUUAUUCCAUGGGGGAGUGCAUUCCCUGCUGUGUCACUGAUUACACACCUGCCAUAGUGCUCUGUAGAGAUGAGGACGUAGGAGAGAAAGUAACAGUACCUUCUCAGUAAUCCGCAAUGAGACAGACAAUGCUGAUAGGCAAUCACUGGUGAUAGGAUGUACAACUAACCAGUAUUUUAGAUUAGGUUUGUAAUGAUACUGAGGCCAGCUGUUCAAAAGUGUACUAGUAGUCAGAGUACAAAACUAAUGACACAGUUAAUGCCAGAUUUAAGUGCUAAUACACUUUCCAAAAAUUGAGUCCUGCUGUUGGUUAAAUUUGAUGGCUGACAUUUGAUGUUCAGAUUUAUGUACUCUACAUGUAGUUCCAAUUCAGGUGUGCCUAGGUUACAAGCCAGUACAAGAUAAUAAAUAGAGUAUGGUAUAUAAAUACAGAGCUGACUUAAGACUUUCCUCUGUAAAUUACCCUAAACUAUUGCUGUAGGCAGAAGACAUUCUACCUAUUUUGUGUUCUCUUAAGUUUCGGUUCCAUAGAUGUAUAUCAGUUCAUCUUAUCAACAUCCAUGCUAAAUUUACAUCCAGUAUUGUCCCAUAGCAUAGGAAUAUGUGAGAAUUGGUUAUUCUUCCUUAACCAUGUAAUGAUCAUAUACAAAUAAAAAGGCCAGAUUUGCUGUACUGAUGAAUAGAAAUCAAUCAGAUUUUAGAUGAAUCAGAUUUUAGAGACAGAUCUUAUGAAAUUGAUUUUUCAUUUAACUGCUUGUAUUCGAUGAAAUGAUGUGACAAAUAUCAGAGUGUGAGAAUGGCUUACCAUGUACCCUGAUGUUCUGUCUGGCAUGAACCUUUAUGCAAAGAGAUUUUUAAAGAAAUAAUCUUGGGUUAGUCAAAAUGCCAAGCACUUAUGGUGGAACAAAUCUGUUUUUAAAUUUAUUGCAGUUUAUGUCUUUGUGUAUCCACUUUCUCUUCACUAUUGAGAAUUUUGUUGACAGAAAACUGUACUAUUUCUUGAAUUGUGAAAUGGUCUGAUCUAGCCUUGCCUGGUUAUAAAUGAAAAUGGUGCAUAUCCAAACAUCCAAUAAGAGCUUUGCCUCAGCAUUUAUAGACUGAGCAAAAUGGCAGCUGUGGAAAAAUAUAAUAUUCAUGUUUUCAAUGUGCUUUAUUGUUUGAAGACUGGCCCCCAACAAAAAGUUUGAAAUCAUUGUGAAAGCGGCGAUGUUACUGUACAUGAAAUAAUACCUGUUUUGGUUUGUGUGCUACUACAUAACAUUUCAUAUGUACACUUACAAUACAGUGAGCUGGGGAUGUUUUAGGUUGUUCUACAAUCAUGUCACAAAUCCCACAGCCUGCAUGUACGUGUGGCAGUGGUGUGUAGGCUAAUCGAUUGUGUUGUGAAGUAUUUGAACCGGAAAUCAAAUUUAAGUGCACAUGAGAGAUGAUAUGGAGCAAGUUAUUGUACCAGGAAUACUAAUUGUGCAUGUAAAAUGCUUCUCUCUAUGUCUCCAAAUCAGCAGUCUUAGUUAAUCCUAAUGUUUAAUCCCUCAUAAAUUUCAACGUUUACAAAGAUGGAGAUUUUGUAUGCUGGCAAAACUACUUUAAACAAACCUAAAUCCUCAACAAAACCACAUACAUGUACAUAGUAUGUGUUUUGACAUGUUAAAGGAAUGUUAUUUGAACUGGACAGCUUACUUCAUUAAUUCUACAGAGUUCAUUUGUACCUAUUAACUGAACAGUAUGUUUUGUUUUCAAAAUAUUGUGAAUCAUACUGUAUCAAAUUGCACCUAAAGUAAUAAUGUACAGGUCGAAUAUGUUGAGUAUUUAGGAUGUAUUCAGUAACUAAGUAUUAUGAGGCCAGAUCAACAUCCUAUUCAUCAUCCCGUUAUUCGUUUUUGAAGUUUAGAAGUUAUAUUGACAAAAUUACUUGACUGCUAGAUGUACACAUCAGAUACUCUACCCACAUGUACACCAUUUUACAUGUUGACUUUAUAAUGAAAAAAAUCUGCCUCACCUGUAACAGAUAAUCAAAACCAGACUGUGUGUUAUUUAAACACCUGGAGAUGCUGUCACAAGUGGAGAAAUGCCGGUGGUCUAAAAUACUAGUUGCAGUUGGGCAGCAUAAGAAAGCUAUGGUAGUUGGAUUUUAUUCUCUUUACACUACAUACAUGUGCCUUCAUCCAAAUAAGUCCAGAGCUUGUGGGUUGUUUUUGCAGAGAUUCGGUCAUUCAAUGCUUUUAAUCAGUUUUAAAUCCUGUAAUGAGCAAUGUACAAUGGCAACGGUUGGUAACAUCACUAGAAAUUCUCCACAUCGGUUGCCAGUUUGUAGACUUUUUUUUUUUUUUUCUCAUUUUUUGUGACAUGAAUGUUGUCCCCUUGCUUCACAAGAAAUUGUUUUGUAUUCCAAAAAUGUGAAUGUUUUCUGCAUCUUCUGUAUAUGAAAUAUCCUACAAUUGCAGUAAAUAUUAAAUGAUAAUAAAAGCCUAUCUUUCAUCUA